Drosophila subobscura is the source of this 1275-nucleotide messenger RNA. RefSeq lists its product as uncharacterized. The coding region runs from base 1 to 1275 and encodes 424 amino acids. NCBI's taxonomy places the organism in Eukaryota, Metazoa, Arthropoda, Insecta, Diptera, Drosophilidae. The transcript is spliced from 2 exons. The record is from RefSeq and is a predicted model, not a curated record.
AUGGAAAGUCACGCUUCCGCCGCUCAGGGCUUCUGUUUGUGCCAUUUGAUGAGCGUGUGGCACACAAUCGGACGGAUUGGCCUCUAUUUGGGCUACUACAAUGUGGGCUAUGCGGAGCAGCAGCGUCGCUUUCUGUGCGACGAGCAGCUCUAUGUCCAUCUGAUGGCUUUGGUCAACCUGCUGGCCAGCCUGGCCUACCUCUCGCUAAGUCAACUCUGGAUCUACGAUCCAUUUGUGUUUCUGUUGUAUGUCCCACUGUAUGUGUACUUUCUGCUGCUGCGCAGGCACUUUACGGAGCUGCUAAACGAGUGUGCAACGAUCCACAGAAAGAUCCAGCGGAUCCUGGGCACACUCCUUUGUGUGCGCAUUCGUCGCGAGUGCUUCUACACGCUCGCAUUGAUUGUCAUGUUCAUUUUGCUGCUCUCGUGGCAGCUGCGCAUGUACUCCUUCUAUCAGUCCUGCUUCAUUGGGGGUGUGGCCUUCAUCUAUCACCUGGAACUGCUCUUCUUUGGCAGCUAUCUAUUGUGGCUGUCGUGCCUCUAUCGCUCGCUGAAUACCUUCCUCUUGCAACACAUGCGAAGCGAUCGCAUGGGCAUCCUCAGAGGUCUAUUACGCGAACAGUCCAGCAUUUGGCGCGUUCAUCGCAGGGUUUCCCGAUAUUUUGGUCUACAUUUUGUGAGUUUCAUGGCCAUGCCUGGCCUACGACUGCUGUUGAUGUUGCAACCUGGUGCUGGGCAGCAAUUGAGUCUGCAAUUGAUCUACAUGCUGAUACUCCUGCUGCUGUUGGCCCUGCUUCUGUUGAUUGCCUUGAAUCUGCAGCGGCAGCAGAGCAGCUUUCAGCGGAACUUUCUACGUCUGCGGGAUGAUCCCAACUAUUUUGUAUUGAAAUCUUGGCGCCUGUUGCAACAUCGUACACUGCCGCAAGCCUUUGGUGUGACUCUGAUGAGGCGACGGCAGUAUCUAAAGAGGCAACAGGAUAUUGUGACUAUAAUGUUCUCUACAAAUUUUGCUGCCACUCAAUUGGUGGCACAGCCUCUCCUGCUUGCUUCUGUGGGCUGCAAGUCCUGUCUCCUCACACUAACACUGGCCACAUUCAGAACUCUGCUCGUCACACACCUACGGGAGUUGUUGCUGCUGUUAACCCUACGCUUAUUAUUCUACAAACACUUUCAUUUGUAUGAAAAUGGUGACGAUUUCCACAUCGAUUCUAAUGGCAAUGUAACGCAGACAAUUAGUCAGGUCUAUCGCUUCUAUUUCUAUGAUGAAUUCGAGUGA